UUCCGCGGAGCCAGUAUGGUAAUGACCGUCAUCUCGUUAUGUCGGUCGCCGACGUCCACCCACUUCGUUAUUCCGUCCUUAUCUCGGUUCAGACGACACCGUAUCAUCUUCGGAACGGCGUAUAUGCAGACGAAAAUCUAAGUGAGCAGUAUCGGAGUAUAAGGAAAAACGGGGCAAUACAUAAGCGGCGUGCGGGCAUUCGAAGGCAUCAUUUGUUUUGACCCCCGAUAACCCGUGUGUACACUAAUGGAAUGAAUAAAUAACACAAGUGACUUGUACGGAUUUAAUUGUACGUGUUUAUAGUGCAAUAUCCAAUUAGUGACAUCAUUAUAAAUUGUGUUCUUUUGACAUGUGGAUACGAGUGUUUUUAUCAAAUAAACUUUGAAACCGAGUGAGACCCAUAUGAUGGCGAAAUUUUGUCUGUUGACGAGUGUCCUCGUGCCUCUACUGCUGCCAGUGAAAUGUCUAUUCGCUGGCGAAAGUUGCAUAGCUGAUAAUCAGUCGGGUACAUGUGGUCCUUUGGACAAUUGUCAGCCGAUUCUAGAUGAAAUCAAGAGAGCGGGUAAUCCGAUACCUUUUCUUUUGAAUAAGAAAUUACAAUCUCUCACCUGUGGCUUCGAUUCUCACGAACCUUUGGUAUGUUGUGUCACACCCACAGAUUUCAAUGAGGAUCCCGUGUGGUCGAAUAUAAAUAAUACACCAAACCGGGGCAAACCUAAACCCAAUCCUCUGAACCAUCCGUCGAAUUCGGAAGACUAUGACAUUGAACCAUUCGACGAAAUUCAAAACCAUCGUAACUUUCAUCUCUUGCCAUCUAGUUGUGGUAUAUCUGACAGUGACAGAAUAAUUGGCGGAAAAAGAACCAGGCUGUUUGAGUUACCUUGGAUGGUGCUAAUAGCCUAUGACUCAGCCCGCGGCAGACAGCUCAAUUGUGGUGGGACUUUGAUCUCGGAAUGGUAUGUGUUGACCGCUGCCCAUUGCGUGUCGUACUUAGGAUCAAAACUCAAGUUGUCAGAGGUAGUGCUUGGGGAACAUGAUGUAAGGAAGGAUCCAGAUUGCGAAAAAAUUGAGGACAAACAAUACUGCGCACCUAAUGUCCGGAAUGUGGGUAUAGAUGAAAUUAAGGCACACCCUGGUUACCGACCACAAACUCUGUUUGAUGACAUUGCCUUAAUAAGGCUAUCUGAACCAGCUGACUUUAGUUUAGAUAGCAUGGGGCCAAUCUGUUUACCAUUUACUAAAGAACUUCGGGAUAAGAAUUUAGUGGGCGUAUCUGCGGAGGUAGCCGGCUGGGGCGCUACUGAAGACGGUUUGCAGUCUCCCGUGCUGCUUAAUGUGGAACUACCAAUACUCCACAAUCAAGACUGUGUAGACGCUUAUAAUGGAUCAAUUCGGAUAUAUGACAGUCAAUUAUGCGCGGGUGGCGUCCCUGACAAGGACUCUUGUGGUGGUGAUUCUGGAGGUCCACUCAUCUACCCUGGCAUCACUGGGAAACUUGGGCUGCGCUAUGUUCAACGAGGGAUCGUGUCUUAUGGGACUAAACGGUGCGGCAUCGGCGGGUAUCCUGGUGUGUACACAAAAAUAUCCAGUUACAUGAAGUGGAUCCUGGACAAUAUGCGAGAGUAAAGUAUAUAAGAUUGCUUAAGUACACAAGAACAAAGGAAAAUGCGAAGACCUAUAAUAUUCGAAUGUGGUCCACGCAUUAACUUGUUUUGACUAGUCCUUCAAAUAAGUUUAUAGUGUAAGUAUGCAAUUGAUUUUUGUGUGUUUUAUUUAGAAAUAUAUGUCAUUAGAAAAUUAUAAUAUGUUAAAAAAUAAAUACUUAAUGGUCCCAAAUCAUACAGCGUCCGUUGAAAAUACUCAGAACAAUACAAGUAGAGCAAAUUCAUGAAUAUAAUAAUAAUAAUUAUUUUGUAGACAAAUGGUACAACCAUUCUUAAACUAAGCGUGAAUACUAUUCUCUAAAUAGGUAAAUCUUGUAAUUUAGGAUAAGCAAUAAUUGUAUUGUAUGAAGAACGGAACUGUAAUCAACAAGACUAAGAUAGAAUGAGUGUAAAACUACAAAUAAGUACCUACUUAGAAUCCAUAAUAGUGUAAGCCACUCACUCAUGAUUAUGGUAAGAGAAAUAUAAGAACGUAUAAAUGUAUGAUUGGAAUUAAGUUUCACGAUAAAUACAGACUUAAUGUUUUUUAAAUCAAAAUAAAAAAAUAUUAGAGUGUGGAAGUAAAUCUUAUUGUUUGUAAAAAUAAUAUUUAAAAUUAUCGCACAAUCAGUCAAUCAGUCAAAUGAUAACAGACUUACAAACAAUACAGUCAAAUUAAGAAUCCUCUCCUUUUAGAAUUUGGUUAAAACGUAAUAAACACUUAAUUAAGUUACUUAUUUAUUAUUUUUAAAUAUUAGAUACCGAUGAUAUCAGUGUAGACCUAUUAACAUUUUUUUUUUAUUUUAUAUUUAUUAUCUUGUAGUAAUAGUAUCCAUACUUUAAUUAUGUAAAAUAAUCAUUUGAGAGGAUUAUAUAAAAUACGGGGAAUAUGUUUCCUAGUCAUAAAGCCAUAUUAUUUGUAAAUAAUUUAAAUUUUUGGAACAGAAGGCCAUGGAGGAAUGUACAAAUUUUAUUGUACUAAUGCCAUAAUUUGCCGAAAAAUUGAAUUUGUAAUUGUUUUUAUUAAUUGUGUUAAAUAAAUAUACUCAUGCUCAAUUAUGCAAUAAAUAUAAGUGUAUAUAAGUAUAUAUAAGCAUAUUCUAAAAUAAGUUCAUGUGCAGAAUUUGAUGUUUAUGUAGAUAAUAUGUGCAUUAGCCGACUUUCUUUAAGUUUAAUAGUCUUAAUAAGUCAGGACCUACUUAUAAGCAUUGUUGCCUAGAACUACGAUAUUCCACAUACCUAAGUACCUAUAUACGAGUAACAAUAUAAUAUCAUGUAUUUUACAAGGUAUAUUUAAAAUGUAAAACAUAACGGAGUUAUUAACAAUAAAAAACCCAAUGUUAAUGCAAAUUGAUAAUAAUUUCAUCUUGUGCUAGGUUGUGAUUUUCUGAGUGACUGAUAAUUAAAAUGUACUAGUAAAUAGAUUAAUUUUAAUAACAAUAUUGUAAUUAAGGAAGUACUUAAACUAAUGGAUUUGAUGAAUACUUAAGUUUACAAAUAUAUUUGUUAAUAAAAAAUAUGUUAAAAAAGAAGUCUGAUAAGUGUUGACAUAUUAGGUAUAUUAAAAUAAAAUAUUACGCCAUCUUUUUUAUUUUGUCUUUGAAUUAUUUAUAUUCGAUAUGAGGAAAUUAAUCAAAGAUUUUCUGGAUUAUUAAUGAAUAAUUUAAGAGAAUAAAUAUAUCGAUAUAGUCCUGAAAUACUAAGUAAGUAUUUAUAAUUGAAUUAUAUAUGUAUAGUUUGUUUCAAUAGAAUUUAAUAAAUAUGUAAAUAAAUGAAUAAUUGAGCCGAUUAUAAGACGAACUCCUAAGAUUCAAUAGUAGUACAAAUAAAAAAUCAAUUGAACGUUUUAACUUGUCGCUGAUUUCAUUUAGAGAGUAUUUCUGUGAUUAUUUUGACAAAACAUAAUUACGUUUUUAUCAAAAAUUAUUGAAUAUAUAUAAUAGAUUAUACAUAACCAUGGACUCAAUAACUCUUUUCUCGGAGAUCCUCCAACAUCUAUCUACAACGUGAAUCCUGUUUUGGGGCUAUAACUUUAUCGAUCGAUAUUUAAAGUUGUUAUCAAAAUUGGUUCAGAACUGGCUAGUAUAUUGAGUAACAAGCAGAAAAGUAACUACCAGCGAAUACCAUUAGCAUUAUUGUAUCUCCUUCAAACAUGCUAUAAUGGUGCAAAUGUCUUAUAUAUGAUAUAACGUUCAUACUCGUAUGUUUUUUGACAUUAGAAUCUUUGUGAUAAUGAAUCAUUGUAGUAUAUGCAGUCAUACAGUCAGCAGUAUUGAAUAACAAGAUUUGUUGAGAAUAUUAAAAAAAAUGUAACUUAAUUUGAAAAAUUGUUUUGAGAAAUAAUUAUAUGUCUAUAAAUGCAAUCACCUAGAUAGGCGUAUUGACUAAAAAUGUGAAAAUUUUAGUUAGAAAAUAUACCAUAUUGUAAAUACAUAGAACGUUUUUUAUUUUUAUUUAUGAGGGCGAAUCCGCGUUGUAAAAGUAGUGUCCCAGAGGAAGACUUUGUACAAAAAGUCGUUUGCUUGCUGUCCCAUGCGUGUUUCAACCGUGAAACAAUUGUGUUUGCAUGGCCGUGUUGUGGUUUGAAGGGUGGCAUAUGAACAUGGGUACAGAGAAAUACUACCUGAAUUCUCAGGAGUGGCAACGCAUGGAGGGUAUCAUGGGCGAAACAGUAUACUCUGUUAUGCUCAUGUCUAUAGGCGACGGUUACCACUUUCCAUCAGGUGGGCCGUCAGCACCUGCAAUGCCGUUAGUGUUGUGGGUGAUCAUGGGCGGCGGUAGUCACUUACCAUCAGGUGAGCUGCAUGUUCGUUUGCCCCCUGUGUUGUAAAAAAAAGCUUGUUUGCCAUACUAAGUCACAUAAAAAGUGUUCAACAAGAAUUUAAUAUGUUUGUAAUAGAAAAACGUAAACAUCAUAUUGUAUAAUGAAAUCAAUUGUUUCGAUUUAUAUACUGAUUUUAUACGCUGGUAUAAAUAACCAUAUUAGAAUCAAUUUUCAUCUUAUAACGUCUUUGAAAAAUGGUAUUUUCUUUCUUGAUUUCAAUCGAUAUAUGUUACGUUUUAUUCGAUAUUCUAGAAUAUAAGGUCUUAUUCCAGAAAUAUAUAAUUAUAAUCAUUUACAUAUAGUUAGUUACUUAUUUGACGCAUUUUAUAAUAUUCAUCAGUGAAUUUAGGUAGAUCAAACGCCAUUUUAAUAUAAGUUAUAGAGUCUUAAAAAUACCUUAAAAUUCUACUUUAAUAUUAACAAAAUUAGUAAGAGAAUGGGACCAAUACGAGAUAACACUUUCUAUAAAAAAACUAUUAAAACAGAUCAUAAUUGACAAAGCUAUCACAUAACAUACGAGUAUACACUAAAUAAAAAUUCAUACAUACCUACUGAUAUACAUACAUUUUUAUUGAAAACCAGUCUAACAUCGUCCUUUUUGAAGAGGGUUCAAAAACCUCGGAAAUAUUCAUACAAUAAGGCUUUAAUUCAUUAUGCUGACCGAACAAAUUUUUUAUAAAGCGGAAUUCUUUAUACAGGUUAUAUAUUUAUAUUUUUCUUUGUAAACAAUAAAAAUAUACGAGUAUUUAAAAUAUUUUCCUUUAUAUUUUCGUUUCGUGUGUAAUGUAAAGUUGGUAUGUUUAUUACCUCAUAGCGUUUUAACAGUUUAACCAAUCAGUAUGAAAUUUGAUAUGGGAUGGAGAAAGAUAUAUCCCGGUAACGCGGAUGAAGUCGUGGAUAAAAGCUAGUAUAAGAAUGAAGAUAUUUACUAUUUAUUGUUUUUAAAUUAUGCGAAAAAUGUAUAACAGCUAAUUUAAUAAGAUAGAUUUAUAAUAUUGUAGAUAAGUAAUAAUUUAUUAUCAAUCAUAUCA
Molecule: messenger RNA, 5498 nt
Organism: Galleria mellonella (greater wax moth)
Lineage: Eukaryota; Metazoa; Arthropoda; Insecta; Lepidoptera; Pyralidae
Product: CLIP domain-containing serine protease HP8-like
Exons: 7
Coding region: 403-1626 (407 amino acids)
Biological process (GO): proteolysis
Molecular function (GO): serine-type endopeptidase activity
Source: RefSeq, a predicted model, not a curated record